UGCGCCUGUGUCGGCGCCUGCGCGAGCGCGACUCUGUCCAGCCCCUCCCACUGCUCACGGCUGGUCAGGGUGACUGCGCACGCGCCUGGUUAUAAACAACUUGUGAAAUGAGUGAUUUGGAAGAUGAUGAGACACCACAGCUUUCUGCCCACGCCUUAGCAGCUCUCCAGGAAUUUUAUGCUGAGAAAAAGCAACAAAUUGACCCAGGCAAGGAUGAUAAAUAUAACAUUGGAAUAAUAGAAGAGAAUUGGCAAUUGAGUCAGUUCUGGUAUAGUCAGGAAACUGCUCUGCGACUUGCACAGGAGGCAACUGCGGCUGUAGGAGAGGGUGGCAGAAUCGCAUGUGUGAGUGCCCCCAGUGUUUACCAGAAACUCAGAGAGAUGUGCAGAGAAGACUUUUCUGUAUACAUCUUUGAAUAUGACAAAAGAUUUGCCAUGUAUGGAGAGGAGUUUAUUUUCUAUGAUUACAAUAAUCCAUUGGACUUACCCGAAAGAAUUGCUGCACAUAGUUUUGACAUCGUAAUAGCAGAUCCUCCCUAUCUUUCGGAGGAAUGUCUCAGAAAAACAUCAGAAACCAUCAAGUACCUGACUCAGGGCAAGAUUCUGCUGUGCACAGGGGCUGUCAUGGAAGAACAGGCAGCAGAACUCCUUGGAGUGAAGAUGUGCACGUUUAUUCCAAAACACACCCGGAACUUGGCAAAUGAGUUUCGCUGUUAUGUGAAUUAUGAUUCUGGGCUGGACUGUCUGAUCUAAUUACAGAUGGUGACAUAACACAGGAGGGAAACCUCUCACAUUCCCCCUUUUUUAUUUUCCUAGUAGAUUGAAAAGUUAUAAUCUCUUCCCCUUCCCCCAAAACUGGAGCUGUCCCUGGCCUGAUUUCCAAAAUAAAGUACAUGACCUUCAUUAUUGUUUCCUUAGGGAGGGCCUCCCUAGAGCUCAGUCUUCUGCCAACCUAAAUCCGUGGAAUUCAAGCUGGAAGAAACCUUAGAACCUGUUUGAUCUACUCUCCUCAUUUAACAGAACAGUUGUGUGGCUCGCCCAAGGGCUCCUGAAUGAGACAGGACUUUGGCCUCUGCCUCGAGCCAGAGAAGUCUGAUAAAAUCCUAGGACUUGUGAGGACUCCCACCCCCCUGUCCCACCCCAGCCCUCCAAGGAGACAGACUUACCUCCAUGAAAUAAGGUAAUAAUCCAAUAACUAGUGUCUGAGUGCUUCUUGGGGCUCUCCUCCUCCUCCAGGUUCUAGGGGGACUGCGAGGGUGACAGGUGCCCAGGUGCCUCCCCAUGUGGCUCAGCCUCAGCACCUUCCCUCUGAACGGCCUGAGAAAAUGAAAGUGCCAUGUGUAAAUCAAACACCAGGACCAAAAAAUGGAGCUGGGGAGUAUGCUAGAUUCUCACUAUUCAGAAAAUAUUCCUCUGCGCAUACCCCAGAGGACAUCUCAGCAAUCGGAAGUGAACACACAGCACGGCUGAGUCUCCAGGGCAUCAUGCUGAGUGAAAGAGCCACUCUGCAAAGGUCACACACUGGAUGUUUCUAGGUGUGACAUUCUCAGGGAGGAGAGAUUUGUGGGUGCAGGGGGAAUAUCAGGAUGGGGCGAAGGGGAUGGGCAGACCACAAAGGGGACUUAUCCUUGGUGCUGGCAUGUUCUUUGUCUUGUCUGUGGUGGUGGCUUCAUGAAUCUGCACAUGUGGCAACAUUGGGUAGAAACACACACAUACACACAGAUGAGCUCGUGUGAAACUGCUGAACAUAGAAUGGGGUCUGUGGGUUGAGCCAGUGUCCAUUUUCUGAUUGUGACAUUGCACUGUAAUUGCAUCAGAUGUUACCACUAGGUAAACUGGGUGAAGGGCAUAAGACCUAUCAGUAUAUUUUUGCAGUUUCCUGGGAAUCUACAAUCAUUUCAAAAUAAAAACUUUCUGAAAAAUUAA
Molecule: messenger RNA, 1925 nt
Organism: Cebus imitator (Panamanian white-faced capuchin)
Lineage: Eukaryota; Metazoa; Chordata; Mammalia; Primates; Cebidae
Gene: EEF1AKMT1
Product: EEF1A lysine methyltransferase 1
Exons: 5
Coding region: 108-752 (214 amino acids)
Biological process (GO): methylation
Molecular function (GO): nucleic acid binding; protein-lysine N-methyltransferase activity
Source: RefSeq, a predicted model, not a curated record